Messenger RNA from Periophthalmus magnuspinnatus, 2610 nucleotides. RefSeq names its product anaphase promoting complex subunit 4 (gene anapc4). Gene Ontology annotation, molecular function: protein binding. The transcript is spliced from 28 exons. The record is from RefSeq and is a predicted model, not a curated record. Gene Ontology annotation, cellular component: anaphase-promoting complex; nuclear periphery. Gene Ontology annotation, biological process: protein K11-linked ubiquitination; anaphase-promoting complex-dependent catabolic process; positive regulation of mitotic metaphase/anaphase transition. Lineage: Eukaryota; Metazoa; Chordata; Actinopteri; Gobiiformes; Gobiidae. The coding region runs from base 128 to 2530 and encodes 800 amino acids.
GGUCUGAGAAAAAACAUGGCGCCAUCCGCGUAACGCAGAAAAUAAUACAGCUCAAAUAUAAAUAAAUAAAGCGAUUAAGGAUUAUUGCAGGUUAUCGCUUGUUUUGUUGUCUUGUCGGUUUGACACCAUGCCAGCUUUUCGGCAAGUGGGAGAGAAGCAGCUCCCCAAUCCUGUGCUGUGUAUGGCAUGGUCUCCUAAAAGAGAUCUUAUUGCACUUGCCAACACUAGUGGAGAGUUGCUCCUCCAUCGCUUGGCCAGUUUUCAGCGAGUUUGGAGUUUACCACCAAGUGAGUACACAGGGAAGGACAUCACAGCGCUGGCCUGGAGACCUGAUGGAAAAAUUCUUGCCUUCAGUCUUGGAGAUACAAAGCAGGUGGUCCUCUGUGGUGUUGAAAAAGCAGAAAUCCUUCAUGUGUUUUCGAUACAGAGUCCUGUGACCUGCAUGCACUGGGUGGAGGUGACAGAAGAGAACAGUGCACUGACUGCCUUUUACAACUCUGAGGAUGAAUCAGUACUGUUCUUGCCCAAGCUGCCAUCACUUCCAAAGAGCUACAGCACUACAUCAAAAAUUUUCAGCGAAGAAAAGUCAGAUGAAAUCACUAAUCUUUUGGGAGAAGUCAGGCUCAACAUACUUGUCCUUGGAGGAGACAAUGGCUCUGUAGAGCUUUAUGCCUACGGGAUGUACAAGAUUGCCACUGUAAGCGGAAUUUCAGGAACGUGUCGUAGCCUUGGUCUGUCCAGUGAUCUGAAAUCUCUGUCCAUCAUCACAGAGGUGAGGUCGGCCGAUAACGACCCAGAGAUCUGCUAUUGUCAGCUGGACACAGGGCUGCUGUCUGAUUGUCUACCAGAGGUGACCAGGAUGGCUCGUAAGUUCACCCACAUUUCCACGCUACUCCAGUAUCUGCACCUCUCUCUCACUUGUAUGUGUGAGGCCUGGGAUGACAUCCUGAUGCAAAUGGACCAUCGGCUUACCAAAUUUGUCCAGGAAAAGAACACAAGUACUCAAGUUCAUGAUGAGUUUCUGGAGCUGUUGCUUUGGGGGCAAUCAAGCCCUGAACUACAAGCACUUCUCAUGAAUCAACUCACGGUCAAGGGGCUAAAGAAGCUGGGCAUGUCCAUUGAGUCGUCUUACUCCAGUAUUCAGAAGCUUGUUAUCAGCCAUUUACUAAGUGGCUCUGAGGCGCUGCUGUACCACCUCAGUGAGGUUAAAGGGAUGUCACUUUGGAAACAGAAGUUUGAGCCUCUUGGGUUGGACUCAGCGGCUGUAGAGGGUGCAAUUACAGCUGUGGGCUCAUUUUCAUUAAAGGCUAAUGAACUUCUACAGGUCAUUGACAAAAGUAUGAAAAACUUUGCAGCAUUUUUUCGAUGGCUGUAUGUAGCAAUGCUAAGAAUGUGUGAGGAGCAUGUGCCUCCUGAGCUCAAUAAGAUGACUCAGAAGGACAUAGCAUUUGUUUCGGAUUUCCUGUCUGAGCAUUUCAGCGAGAAUAAAGAGCUCUUUGAUAGAAAAGGGAAGUACUUUAACGUUGAAAGAGUUGGUCAGUACUUGAAAGAUGAAGAGGAGGACCUUGUGUCUCCACCAAACACCAAAGGAAACCAGUGGCUCAAGUUUUUACAUGAGAGCACACACUUGAAAGAAAGCCCAUUGCUGUUUCCUUCGUAUCCCCAAAAGUCUCUGCACUUUGUUAAGAGAAUGAUGGAGAGAGUCAUUGAGCAGUGUCUACAGAAACCUGCAGAAGUUAUUGGAAAGUCCGUACAUCAGGCUGUCUUUUUGCCUCUUUACACUGUGCCAGAAAGUUCAGAAAACACUCCACGUCUGUUUGAGCUUCCAUCUUUGUGGAAUGACAAAAAAGCCAAGGUUCACAAUGUAGUUUUCAGCAUGCCAAAAAUGUCACCGUCCAAACUCUACCUAUUACAAAAAGCUACAGACCCACACAGACACAUUGCAAACAAUGUGAUGUCCAUUGAUCUUAGCCACAUACUGGACAAUGUGGACGAUGACAAUGCCACAGCACAUUCUAGUUAUGUGUACAGUUGCCUGGAUGCUCGUUUCUAUGACGAUGAAAUGUUAACCAUAAUCUUGCAAGAACCAGAGGGAGAAAAUGGGAGGCGCAUUUUGGCUCAGCUCCCUCUCACUUCCACUCUGGGCUGUGACACUGAGUUUAUGUGGGAGCCCAACAAGAGGUUGGAUCAGCAGACCAGUGCUAUCCCAUGCCAAGGUAUUGUGUUGGGAAACCAGUGGCGGGAACUUGAAAAUAUGAAGGCUCAGUUUGUGGCUGUUAACGGCAUUCGUAAAGUGGCCUGUGUGCUGAGUGCAAACCUCAGGCACGUCCGGGUUUUUGAGAUGGAUGUGGAAGAUGAGGAUGACGAAGGAGUGGACUCUCAAAAUGUAACUGCUGAGCAGGACGUCCUGGAGACAACCAUGUCCAGUCAGGGACAAGAAGAGGAGGGUGCAACAGCGAAGGACCAGACUGAGGAGAGCAGAGAUACAGAGGACAAACUGGAGUCAGAGGAAUCACUUGAACUUUCUUAAUGGCAGUUAUAUUGUGGUAAAUCAUUUGUAAAUUCAGAAGAACAACAACAAAAAUUCUAAAAUAAAUUUGUCAAAAAUUU